GUACAGUUCCAUGAAAGACUAUUUAUCUGAAUUGGACAAAGAGACAAAAAAGGCUUUGGAGACUUUCUACGGGUUUUCAGAGGGCAAGUCCAAGGUGCGCCGGUCGGUGGACGAAUGGAACAGCACAAGGAGCGAGUUCUUCGAACAGAUCCCUCUGCUGAAGUUUGAGGACUUCUCUAGGACGGUGACCAACCUUCACAGCGGCCAGAAGAGGAAAAUAGAGGGCAGCGUCUUUCACAAGGAUUCGUCCAUAGUGAACUCUGGGGAUUCCAAUGAUAUCAUUGGCUUCCAGCUGUGCGAUGCAAACAACAGCAGCGAGUGUGCACUUUAUACGUUCAGUUCGGGUGUUAACGCUAUCCAAGAAUGGUACAAGCUGCAUUAUAUGAACAUCAUGGCACAAAUUCCCCUGGAGACUAAAGAAAAAUUGAGUUAUUCUGCUGAUGACCUUCUACUGACAUGUUUCUUUGAUGGCCUAUCUUGUGACAAAAGGCACUUCACUCGUUUCCACCACCCCCUGCAUGGCAAUUGCUACACCUUCAACAGUGGAGAAAACGGGACCAUCCUGAGCACCUCCACCGGCGGCAGCGAGGACGGGCUGCAGGUCGUUCUGUAUAUAGAUGAAGCAGAUUACAACCCCUUCCUGGUGACAUCCACAGGAGCCAAGAUCAUUGUCCAUGACCAGGACGAAUAUCCCUUCAUCGAGGACAUCGGCACAGAAAUUGAGACUGCGGCAGCCACCUCCAUCGGGAUGCACUUUACUCGGUCUCGCAAGCUGAGCAAACCCUACAGCGACUGCACGGAGACUGGUGCUGACAUACCGGUAGAAAACCUCUAUAACAAGAGCUACUCACUGCAGAUUUGCCUGCACUCCUGCUUUCAAAAGGCCAUGGUGGACUCCUGUGGCUGUGCCCAGUACGCACAGCCCUUACCUGCCGGGGCCGAGUACUGCAACUACAAGAAAAACCCCAACUGGAUGUACUGCUACUAUAAACUGCACGAGAAGUUCGUGAAGGAGCAGCUAGGCUGCCAGCAAAUCUGCAAAGAUGCCUGCAGCUUCAAGGAGUGGGCACUCACCACCAGCAUCGCCCAGUGGCCGUCCACCGCGUCAGAGGACUGGAUGCUUCGAGUUCUCUCUUGGGACAAAGGGCAAAAAAUCAACAAGAAGCUGAACAAGACGGACCUUGCAAACCUCAUGGUGUUUUACAAGGACCUGAACGAGAGGUUCAUUUCGGAGAAUCCUGCCAACACACUUGUCAUCCUUCUUUCCAACUUUGGAGGCCAGCUGGGCCUUUGGAUGAGCUGCUCAGUCGUUUGCGUCAUCGAGAUCAUCGAGGUCUUCUUCAUCGAUUCGCUUUCCAUCGUAAUGCGGCGCCAGUGGCAAAAGGCAAAAAAAUGGUGGAACAACCGAAAGAGGGACCGGUCAGGGAAGCCUCCGCAGUCCAGCGACCUGGAGCAGCAGGGCCACGAUAACCCCGUCUGCAUCGACGAGGACCUGCCCACCUUCAACACGGCCCUCCGCCUGCCGCUGCCCCCGGACAGCCCCUUGCCCAGGACUCCCCCGCCCAAUUACAAGACUGCGUUCACGGAGCAGCUGCCCGAUACGCUGGAGGUUGGGCAACACUGA
This is a messenger RNA of Apaloderma vittatum (bar-tailed trogon), 1624 nucleotides long. RefSeq names its product sodium channel, non-voltage-gated 1, gamma subunit (gene SCNN1G). Gene Ontology annotation, molecular function: ligand-gated sodium channel activity. The record is from RefSeq and is a predicted model, not a curated record. NCBI's taxonomy places the organism in Eukaryota, Metazoa, Chordata, Aves, Trogoniformes, Trogonidae. Gene Ontology annotation, biological process: sodium ion transmembrane transport. Gene Ontology annotation, cellular component: membrane.